Molecule: messenger RNA, 3423 nt
Organism: Trichoderma asperellum CBS 433.97
Lineage: Eukaryota; Fungi; Ascomycota; Sordariomycetes; Hypocreales; Hypocreaceae
Source: RefSeq, a predicted model, not a curated record
ACAGCCCUCCGUUAGGCUGCGUGCAACGAAAUCGAGCCCCAACACAGUCUACCGACCUGUGCUCUUCUCAUUGCCAAUCUCUUACGAUUUUGCCCGUAUAUUGCAUAUUUUGCUUGAUACUACUACAUCUGCCCACUAUCGUUCGCCUCUAUUUCCAACUGGAUAUAUUUGUUUGGCGAAAUCCGAGAUCGGUUUGACAUGAUUAUUGCGACCCAAGCACUCAACAAAGAAAGAUACUCCGUUUCGGAACUGAAGCCUGAUCAAGCAGGAUAUUCAGUGCUACGAUGGUGCCCCAACGGAACUACUACGCCGACUUGGAACUGCCUCCAACGGCAGAUGUCACAGAGAUCAAAAAGCAGUUCCGAAAGCUAGCUUUGAAAUAUCAUCCUGAUCGCAAUCCCGGCCGAGAACAAGAGGUCAACUCACAGUUUCAAAUCAUCCAAGCCGCCCACGAAGUACUUAGCGAUCCUGAGGCCAAGGCCAAAUACGACGCCUCUUUUGCACGAUCUGCGGCCUCUAGAUAUCCUGCCUCUUCCGGCGUGAGAGGAAACCCUUGGCAAAACGUUAGCCAGCAGUUCCCUACUCCACCUCGACGUGGUCAGCCACGAACAGCCACUUCAGGGGCGCAGAGAUGGAAUGAGAGGUUCUCUGCCGGCGUGCCCCCAACCGCCAAACAACAAACUACACCGGCAACGGCUGCACGAGCUUUCGAAAGCAUGCGAAAAGGCGGUGCCAAGAGUGGGCAGCAAGACCGCCCCGUCCCUCCACCUCCUCCACCACCUCGAACUGAGGGGGCUAAAAAGCGAGCUGAGGCAUCCUUCGGGGCCAAGAAGACCGGAUACUAUCCUCGGUCAAACACCCCUGGCGAUGAGCCACCGGUUACCAACAACAACUACUCCUCCUCCCGUAUGAACGCUGAGAGAGCAGCAGAACCAGUAUCCGAUCCCUUGGCCCAAUUUAGGGAGAAAAUUCGCACCGAAGAAAGUUUCAUGGCCCCUCAACAGAGCUCCCCAUAUACUAAAGAUGGGGGCGAAGAGGCCAGCCCUUCUGACAGCAGUCCCUUGAACCAAGAUAAGGGUGCCAAGGAUCCAUCUCGCAAAGAGCAACGCUCAGAACCAGCGAGUCCACCAACACCCAAGCGUCGCAGCUCUAGUAUACCACGGAGAGAGUCGAGAGGCGGAGCCCAGAGGAGCCAAAACGAGACAGGGGCCGAUGGGAGACCUCGGGUUGUCCCUGUUCCUCCUAGUUCACGUCCCAAUUCACGGCCUACUUCCUCGUACAGAGCUCCAAGUGAGCCGGAUGCAACACCAAAUGGCAGUGCAUUCACUGCCAAUCAAUCGACCAAUAUAUUCACUGCCAAUCAACAAUCUAAUACAUUCACUGCCAACGAAUCAAACCAAUCAUCUUCUAAUCACAUGCCUUUCAAUAAACCUGCAACUCCAGUCAACGGAGUGAAAGACCCAUCAAUGUAUGCAAUACCUCAAAAAGACAAGCCAGCUGGCUCUUCACUACAUGCCAGCACUAUCUUCACUGAUAAACUCCAAAUGACUCCAUCACCAAAACACAACAUUGCCGAAGUCGGCUCCAAGUCAAAGACUGAAAUGCGUGUCCCUAGUGGAAUGCACGAUAUAGCUCACAAUCUCUCCCCUUUCGAACAGAAACAAUAUGACAUUCUGAAAUCCUUGAUACAAAACCGAGAUGGCGCUGUUUCAGCUCGAAGCAAUAAACCACAUCACCGCACUACUUUCAGUCCUAAAGAAUCUCCCGCAGAAGAAUCGAAUGCUAACAAUGGCUUACCGAGCAGCUUCAAUUUUAGUCUAGACGAUGAUACUUUCGUACCGGAUGCCCCAGGAACCGCCCAAUUUCGAAAAAGUAGCAGCGUUGAUGGAAUUAACACAAACUUUGUCAAGGACAAUACCGCAGCUACUUGGUAUUUUAGUGCUGGAAGUGGAGAUAAUGAUUCUCUUCCUCAGAACCGUUCUCGGUCAACCAACAAAACCCAGAGCCGUUCUCAGUCAACCAACAAAAAGGAUGGUUGCUCCCCGAUCAGACGUCGGCCAGUCGCCACGCCUAAGGCGCCCAACUUUGGAACUCAAGCUACCCAGAACUCAACCGUCUUUGACCCAGAGCGAUACAAAUUUGAGCCGCAGAUGUUUGCCCCCCCUCGACCCAGCACCCCCAAAAAGUCAGGGUCACCCACGCGGACGAGUCAAGUGAACGCUAAAAAGGCACCAAGAACUCCGAGUAGUGACGAUAGCCACUAUGCUUGGAGAGGCCGCAACGCUCAACCAAAAGCUGCAACGGUUAGCAGUCCACAAGCGAUGGAUAUUGACUCCCCGCCGGCUACCUCUCCCUCCGCGACUCCUAUUUCUACCCCACCUCCUCUUGUGCCAACUACUCCUUCUGUGACUUCUACUCCAGCUCCCGUUCCGCCCCCCAUUAUCCCAUCGCAUCCUCACCACCAGCAUCACUCCCCUGUCGCAAGGAAUAUUCAUGUUGAGCCAUCGCGUCCGGAAUGGCGACCUGGAAACGUUACUGGUCUUGGCCAAGCACAGAGGCAGCCUGAGGAAAGGAAAGAAAUUCCGAUCAAUUUUAAGGGCUCUGAAGAUAGCGAGGAAUUCCGGGCAACCUUUGAAGACUUCAAGAAUGUUGCGCCUUUUGCGCCACCCAAACCUGGCCUUAAAUCAUUCACUGAGCUCAAGGACAAUCUGCCUUUUGAGAGCCAGGCGUCAGCAGAACUACACCUCAACGUACCUCCUCAGCCUCAACAGCUUGAACUACCCGACCCUCCAGCUGCUCCUGGGCUUCCAUUGAUGGUUGAUGGCGUGAAGCCAAACGUUACGGUGUGGACCAAAUAUCUUGAGGAGUUUGAAGGCUAUCUACGUCGCUGGGACAUUUUUAAUUCGCAAGUGGUUGAUCAUUUUGCCACACGAAAAGCCAACAUAUCAAACGCAAGGAUUUCUAAAGGCUAUUCAUUCUUAGGUGUCCGAGGCGAUACUGACGUCUUAGAAUAUUACAAUUGGGUUGAGCAGGACAAUGGAGUCCGCCGAAUAUGGCUGGCAGCUUGCGAAGAGCACGAGACACGAUUCAGAGAAUUCAUGGCGUUUAGAGAGAAGAUGAAGAUGCCGAUUUAAACGAGACGACGAGGAUUUUUCUCCCACCUUUCUUCUUCUUUUUUUCUGGGUAGGCGUUUGGUCAAUAGAUUUCAACGAGUAACAUGCGAUAGCUGAGAGCCAUUACGUCCAUGGCAUUUGCUUAGUUUGGUUUUCCCGGUAAAGAGUUCGAUACCCAUAUCACGGCUGAUGCGCACACUUAUAUAUAUGUCUCGUGUAUGUGUGCAAUUCAGCAUAGGUUUUUUUCCCCCCUUCUGUUUUCCUUCCUACUGUUUUUCCUUCUUAUUUUAUCUGCCUUUAUUUUCGUUCU